CUGCUGGGGUCCUCCUACGCCACACAACAAGCGACGCUGUCAGCAUGUUGUAGACAGGCUAGAGGUGAAGUUACAGAGACCGGAGGUAAACUGAUGGUAAAUCUGCUGCAGGAAGACUUACCUCUGAUUUGUGUCGAUACGAGUGUUGCGGGAGCAUGUGGAGCCGCCUCGUCCUCCAGGCUUUGCUCGGCCAGCCUGCCGCCAGGAGCUUCUCUCUGACUGCUGCUCAGAACACAGUCGUGGUGGAGCGAUGGUGGCAAGUGCCCUUGUCCAAAGUAGGGAGUCCACCGAGGCUUCACCCUCGAAGACACAGAAUCUACAAGCUGGUCGAGGAUACCAAACAUGCUCCUAAGGAGAAGAUGGAGCUCAUCCUGACUCAGACAGUACCAAAGCUCGGCGGGCGAGGAGACACCGUGUUUGUGAGAAAGUCUGUUGGACGAAACAAGCUGCUGCCUCAAGGCCUCGCAGUGUAUCCAUCACCAGAGAACAAACAGAUGUUUGCAGAAGAGCUACGUCUUUUGCGCGAGGGGAAAACAGGAGACAGAAUCCAAACCCGCACAGGACAACUGACUGUGGAGCUCCUGAAAUGCUCCAAGCUAAAGAUAAACAGAAUGCCCUCCGAGGAGUUUCAGCUCAAUAAAGAAGUUGUCUGCAGACAGUUUGCCAAGAAGUUGGGGAUAGUGGUGCCACCUCAUGCACUGAGUCUUCCAUUUGAACCUAUUAAGGAUGUAGGUGACUACUGGUGCGAUGUCACGGUUAAUGGCUUGGACACUGUUCGCGUUCCCAUAUCUCUGUUCCCAUACGAGGAUCCGUCUGCAAGCUCUCAGCGGCAGUUGAAAGCCCAAAAGCGGCAGCAGGCAGCUGCAGCUGAUUCAGAAGCUGCUGAUGAGGAGGACGCCAUUUUAAAGGUGGUUUCUGACGCAGCGGCAGAGGCCGAGGCUGGUGAAGAGCCUGCAGGAUCCACUGCCGCAGCUACACAGACAACAGCAGACACAACAGCACCACCAAGUGGAAGCCUGAAAAAAGAUUAAAGGACUCAAAAUGUGGAUGAAGUUUGCCUGUAAUACACAUGUGGACACUGAGGGGUUCCCAAACCAGCUAGAGGCAUAAUCUCUCUCCAGUGUGUCCUAUGUCUGACACAGGGUCGCCUCCUGCCCAGGAAGAGGUAUACUGGCAGUGUGGAGGUGUAGCAUCUCCACUAUCAAGUCCUCCCGAAUGACCAGGCACCUUACAUCUAAGGGAGAGUUGACACACUUUAAAACGCAAUAUUUAUAGCAGUUUUUUAAAUCAGUUUUCAGGAUUAGAAUAAAUAACACAAAACUGGUGAAGAGCAAUCAGGAUCUGCUGCAGCAGCUGGACAGGAAACCUUUGAGUGGGAUAGUUUGUUUUACUGUAUACAGUAUGAGUAUUAUUGUGAUAGUAGCAAUAAUGAAAACUGCCCAUAGACAUACCAAGUGUAAGCAGUCAGGAAAAUCAAAAGUUUAUUGAUCAAUUUUAACUCGACAACGCACAAAAGUAAAUGGUAAACCAAAAACAAACAUUAUUCCGAGGAAUGCUGUUUAAUAUGUCAUGUUAGUGGAGUGCCAAUACAGUUGUGUGGUUUGCGAGUCGUUACGUGAGAUUUGCUGAAGUCAAAGCUCUGCAAUUCAUUUUCCCGUCUCAUCGGCGUAAGGAUAUACGAGCAGCCUGUCAGCUUCUUUCUUCUGCUCGUGUUUAGAAUUUAGCUGUAGUACUUAAACUUUGAGGCAGAUCAGAUUGUGUAAUUGUUUCUGAUAAUUUGUUUUCUGAUAAGAGUUCACAUUUAAAGGUGUUUGACAACACAAGAUGUAUGAAAUGUAUUGCAUGUAGAGGAAAACUGCCUCAGGUUUGAACACUUCUGCUGUCGGGACAAAGAACAGAGGACUCGUGGAGGCUUGACUAUUGCUUUGGUAAAGACAAAAUGUAGUUACAUAGAGUCUGGAGAUAUAAAAAGCAUAUUUUUACUGCUUUCCAUCUGAAAGAGAAAGCUGAACAAAUCACUGAAUUUCCCCCCAAAAUUUGAUGUUCAAAGAGAAGAAGACAAAUACAUACAAAAUGUUAAAAUGAAUGUAAUCUCCAUUUUUAAGGUGGGUGUUUUGCUUUUAGCACCGCCCGCCAGAUGCUGCUACCAAGUUAAAAAUCAUAUUGAUUUAUAGUCUUCAAUGAUUCCUCAGAGCAAGAAGACAAUGAAGUUCAUGUUUGGUUCUCUGGUCUUUUUCAGUUUUCCAUUGGGAGAAAAUGAAACACACAUUAAAAAGUAAGAAAAAUAAAACUUUUACAAACAAAACUAGGUAUCAUAGUUAUAUAAUAGCAAACUUGUUAUUACUAAUGAGCAACUGCAGCAAGUACAUGUUUAUCACAAAACAGUCGAUCCUGUGUGCAGAUAUGUAACAUGUCACAGCUUUCCAGUGACUCCAGCUUGUUUAAAAUGAAUAAUAUCCAGAUUUCAUUAAUAACUUGUAUCAUUCCCAGAGAACCAAACCUUUGUUUCUGUAGAUCACAAAGAAGUACAACAUGAACAGGAAGCAUAAACAUUCAAAGGAAAAACAUUUAGAAUAAUGGCCACUUCAGAGUCACUUUACAUCUGUUCUGCCAAUGACUGAGCAAAGGUACCUUAAAAAUACUGUUACAUAAGUAUAGUGCCUCUAUUUAAUAUAAAUGACAGUGAACGGGGAGUGUAGCGGCUGUGGCUGGAUCUUAGAUAUAAGAAUAACACCUGGUCAAACAACAGAACUACUGAAUAUUAACAGGU
Molecule: messenger RNA, 2770 nt
Organism: Oreochromis aureus
Lineage: Eukaryota; Metazoa; Chordata; Actinopteri; Cichliformes; Cichlidae
Gene: mrpl9
Product: mitochondrial ribosomal protein L9
Exons: 8
Coding region: 156-1031 (291 amino acids)
Biological process (GO): translation
Cellular component (GO): mitochondrion; ribosome
Molecular function (GO): structural constituent of ribosome
Source: RefSeq, a predicted model, not a curated record